This is a messenger RNA of Zingiber officinale, 2595 nucleotides long. RefSeq names its product protein NPG1-like. NCBI's taxonomy places the organism in Eukaryota, Viridiplantae, Streptophyta, Magnoliopsida, Zingiberales, Zingiberaceae. The transcript is spliced from 5 exons. Bases 256 to 2388 code for a protein of 710 amino acids. The record is from RefSeq and is a predicted model, not a curated record. Gene Ontology annotation, molecular function: protein binding.
CGAGUGCGAGAACGGCCACCGUUGAUCCCGGUCACAUUCACCUCCCCGCUUUAAAUCCCGGUUCCCAUCGCCACCCGUCCUUCUGCCUUCCGAACCAUGGAACCUCCCCGAGGACUCGCCGCCGAUCUCGACCCCUUCGCCACUUGAUCCCUUUUCCGCCUCCUGAUCCAACUCUCCUCGAGGCUUGCCGCCUUCUUCGCCAGCGGCGACCGUCCGGGCUGGCCGUGGUCUUAUGCGUGACGGAAUCUGCCAUCUAUGAACGUGGACAUGGGGAUCGGUGAUCUCGAAGGUGAUGGGGGAGGCGGGGAGGAGGAUGUGGUGCCUACGAAGGAGGAUAUCCCUGUCGACAAACUUUCCGAGGAGACCGCUGAAGUGGUGGAGGCCAAGCCCGACGACGGGAACAUUCGGGAGGCUGAGUCGUCCCUCCAGGAAGGGCUCUCGCUCAAUUAUGAGGAAGCAAGAGCACUUCUGGGAAGACUUGAAUAUCAAAGAGGUAAUAUUGAAGCUGCUGUUCGGGUAUUUGAUGGAAUAGACCUUCAAGCUGCUAUUCAGCGAUUACAAAGUUCUAAUGGUGAUAAGGCUCCUGCAAAGAGGAAUCGAUCACGUAGUGAAUCUGUACACUUGCCAUCACAACAUGCUGCUACCCUUGUUCUUGAAGCCAUCUAUCUGAAGUCCAUGUCUUUGCGGAAACUAGGCAAAGCUGCUGAAGCUGCUCGAGAAUGCAGCAGCGUCCUUGAUGCUGUAGAAAAGAUGUUCCAACCUGGCAUACCAGAUUUUUCAGUUGAGCAGAAAUUACAGGACACAGUUAGUAGAGCAGUGGAGCUACUUCCGGAGCUCUAUAAGCAAGCUGGGUGCUAUCAGGAAGCCUUUGCUUCAUACCGUCGUGCACUCCUAAGUCAAUGGAAUCUUGAUGAUGACUGCUGUGCAAGGAUUCAGAAAAGAUUUGCUGUACUUUUAUUGUAUGGUGGAGUGGAGGCUAGCCCACCUAGUUUGGCUUCCCAAGUUGAUGGUGCAUUUGUUCCAAAAAAUAAUAUGGAAGAGGCUAUUUUACUCCUAAUGCUAGUGUUAAGAAAAUGGUCUCUGGGCAAGGCCCAGUGGGAUCCUUCAGUGAUUGAGCAUCUUUCUUUUGCACUCUCUAUAUGUGGUCAAACUUCUGUACUUGCUAGACACUUUGAAGAGGUCAUGCCUGGAAUAUAUCCACGGUGUGAUAGGUGGUACAGCUUGGCUCUUUGCUAUAGUACUGUAGGUCAAAGUCUUUCUGCAUUGAACUUAUUAAGGAAGUCAUUAAACAAAGAUGAAAGUCCUAAUGAUAUCAUGGCAUUGCUAUUGGCUGCUAAGAUCUGUAGUGAGCAUAAUUCUCUUUCUUCUUCUGGAGUAGAAUAUGCACGGAGAGCUAUAGCAAACGCUCAAGUUGCAGAUGAGCAUCUAAGAAGUAUAGGUCUUCGUUUUCUAGGGAUUUGUCUUGGAAAGCAAGCUAAGAUUGCUUCUUCAGAUCAUGAAAGGUCAAGCUUGCAAAGUGAAGCCUUGAAAUCCUUAGAUGAGGCAAUUUCUAUUGACCUCGAUAACCCAGAUAUACUUUUCGACCUAGGACUUGAAUAUGCUGAGCAAAGAAAUACAAAUUCAGGACUCAGAUGUGCAAAAGAAUAUAUUGAUGCAACUGGUGGAUCGGUAUCCAAAGGAUGGAAAUUGCUCGCUCUGGUUUUAUCUGCUCAGCAACGUUACUCAGAGGCUGAAAUUGUAACAGAUGCAGCUCUGGAUGAAACUGGUAAAUGGGAACAAGGACCGUUAUUGAGAAUCAAGGCAAAGUUAAAAGUGGCUCAGUCUCUACCUGUGGAUGCAGUUGAAGCAUACCGCUUGCUUCUUGCGCUUGUUCAGGCCCAAAGAAAGUCUUCUGGAUCUUUCAAGAAUAAUACAGAGAUUGAGGAUGACAAAGUCAAUGAGUUUGAAGUUUGGCAAGGUCUUGCCAAUCUAUAUUCAAGCCUCUCCCACUGGAAAGAUGCUGAGAUAUGCUUGGAUAAAGCUAGAGAAAUGAAACCUUUUUCUGCUUCUAUUCUACAUACUGAAGGUUGUAUUUUUGAAGCCUGUGGAGAGACCUACCAAGCAGCAUUGGGUACUUACUGCAAGGCCCUCUCAGUUGAACUUGACCAUGUGCCAUGUAAAGUAUCUAUUGGCGCUCUACUGUCCAGAAAAGGCUCAAAGUCUCUGCCUGUCGCUAGAAGCUUUCUUUCUGCCGCCCUCAAGCUAGAACCAACAAAUCGGUCGGCUUGGUAUCACUUGGGUUUGAUUCACAAGGAGGAAGGCCGGUUGAGUGAUGCAGCAGACUGCUUCCAGGCGGCAUCAUUAUUAGAAGAAUCAGAUCCUAUAGAGAGUUUCAGAUCUAUUGCAUAAGCAUCAAAGUAAAUGUUCAUUUCCAGUUUUUCUUUGGGUUUACCUUCACAUUUUGCCUACAUAGCUUCAUUCAAUUGGAUCUCUUUUGUACAUUGUAUUUAUAGAGAUUAGUCUUUGUGGACUCCCUGUUCUUUUUGGUUUUGUUUCCUGUAGUGUAAUAUUGGUUCUUGCUGCUUUGGCAGCUUAUAAACUGUUAAAAUUGUGUUC